AUGAGACUGACGUCUGAUUUUGAUGCAAAUCCGGCCAAUUCAUCGCAAAACGUGCUCGAUGUUCUUGAAGCACGCUUCAAUUUCGAGAAUAAAGGAGUGCCGAUGCUGCUGUCGAUCUUGGUAGAGUUGUUAGGCGUAGAGAAGGAAGAAAGUGGCGGAGUGAAAGCGAUCAAAAGGUCUUCAGAAGAGUUUAAUCGCUGGAGAGAGGGGGUUCCCGAGCCCAAGUGUGAAGUCCCUACCCUUACAGAGUUGGGAGAUUAUCUGUUUUCACCCAUUUUCAAUUUCCCGAAAACUGUCAAGGUGCUGGACAGUCCAAGCACUAGCCAAGUGGUCCCGCUGGACCUUUCAGGCACUAGCCAAGUGGUCCCGCUGGAACUUUCAGGCACUAGCCAAGUGUUGGAUCUUCUAGGCACUAGCACUAGCCAAGUGGCAACUCUAAGUGUAGGUGCAGUUGGUCUGACUGUGAAUACGACAUUGCCUAAAACAUUGAAGGUCAAAAUCUAUAUGGGAAGCGGUUGGGACAUGGAUUUCCCGAUGCUCGAUGAGGGUUCUCCUCCAGAUCUCUUUGUUAAACUCAGGAUACAGGGUCUAUCCAUUGACGAAAGCAAGGCGAAAAAGACCAAAGUCCAGAAAAAUAGCUGGACACCUAGUUGGGGAGAGGAAUUUGAGUUCCUUUUACGGAGUCCUGGAAAUGCCUCGAUUCUUUUUGAGGUCUACGACCGUGACAGAUUCUCAAGAAAUGACUUUGCGGGUAAGGUUUCUCUACCCGUGUCUGAGCUGAGGAUGGGAAUACGUGCGGUUCCGUUGUAUGAUAAAGACGGCAAUCCAUGCGCCACGGCACGACUCCUCGUGCGUUUUAUGAUUGUUUGA
Molecule: messenger RNA, 870 nt
Organism: Microthlaspi erraticum
Lineage: Eukaryota; Viridiplantae; Streptophyta; Magnoliopsida; Brassicales; Brassicaceae
Source: the annotation of a GenBank genome assembly